AGUGCGGAAGUAGCUCGGUUGACAACACGCCCAUGUGAAGUUGUGCGGGCGCUGCCUUCACGGAAAAGUGUUUUUUAAAUUUGGAAGAACUGUUACAAUACUGACUGCACUUUUGAUUUUACUGGAUGCAGCGUGUGUGUGGUCGUGCUUAGUAAUUUAGUAUGGCAUCUAAAGCUGUUUACACGGUAUGUAACGUGUUUUAUUAUGCUGAAGAGAGCUAAGCUAACCUCUGCUCUGUGAACUUCGACAUUUUAACUUAAAGUCAUGGUACUGUCAAUUUAAUAUCCUGUUACUUUUUCAUUUUCAUAGCAUAGAGACCCUAUGCUGAAGAAAAGAGAUGAUUUUGAAGACAUUUUGGAGGAGAGGAGGAGCUCGAGUGACCUGAGAUACGCCCUCAAGUGUUACACACCUGUCCUCUACAAAGGCCUGACUCCCUGUAAUGCCAGUCUGCUGAAGGGGAUGGUGCUGCAGUCUGAUCAGCUGCACUAUGUCAUCAGUCAGGUAACACUGAGACAGGGGCUGACAGGCUCGGUUAUUCUGGUUAAACCUGAUAUAAACAUGGUCAGAGCAGCCGAGAGAGGACCUGCUACCUGUGGAGGUUUCAGUCAUCAGUAAACCAAGAGACCAAACUAAUCCCUUUAUUAAACUAAAAUUGGUAUAUUCAGUUAUAAUAACUUCAGAAUUUGUCUCAGUGUCACAAAAAAGGAAAUUCAUGUUUUGGUGAGAAACUCAAACAGCGCAGUUUUUUAGGACAUAUUUUCCAAGCAAUAUGCUCAACAAUAUUUUUUAUCAGAUUUAUACAGAUUAUACAAAGGAAACACAUUACAAACACCCCCUUUCCCUCAAAACCCUGUCUACUGCUGGAUAUUCCUAUUACUUUACUUAAAGCUAUAACAAAAAUAAUAUAAAUAAAUAAAUUAAAAAAAUACAAGUAAGUGCUGGAAUUCGGGUUUUGUAGAUCUUGAAAUACAGAAGAUGUUGAGGAAUAAAAAGUAAAAAGAGUAUAUGUUAAAUGAACUACUGUGCGUUAAGAGAAAUACAAAUAUAGAAAAGUCGCUGAAAACUGAAAAAGUCCAUAAAAGAGAAAAGAAUUUUAAUUGAAUGCUAAUAAAACAUCACAGAAAUAUAUUUAAAAAAGAAAACAACUGGAAGACGAGAGUGCUAAUUCAAAAUGAUGAGAGUUUCUGAAUGUGGUCUAGGAAAGGUCCCCAGAUCUUAGCAAAUUUUCUGUCAAUGUCUGCAACCAAGUAACAAAUCUUUUCAAGGCCUAAACAAGACAUAAGGUCUUUCAGCCACUGACUGUGACCCAGGCAGCCCUUAUUUUGCCUAGGUGAUCAUGUCUUAUAUCAACUUAUUGUAUAUUAUGGAAAUGAGCCCUUUACUUGUUGGUUGUAAUUGAAGCACAUCAUCGACAAUGCUUGUAUCAGAUGCUACAGGAAAGUUUUGUACCUGAGAACGGAUGACUUUUAAAGCACUUUUCAUACAUGGAAUGUAGCACAAAGUGCUGUCCAUUCAAGCAGGAUAUUAAAAACAAUAAAGUAAAAUAAAUAAAUACAAAACCGCACACACCCUCCCAACCCUCAUUCAACACAUACAGCACUCACAAACUCACACACACAGAUGCAUCACAAAAGAUCAGGUGAGGACUCUUCAACUUGCCACAGAUGACUGAGGAACCACUAUCUUAAGUUAAAAAAGAUGAGGAAACACUGGAUUAAAACGAUAAAACCAUAAUAAACACAAUAAAGGUGAUGAAGCGUUAAAAGUUAAUUAAAUAAAACAGUCUUAAAAUCAAACAAAUACAGAAAGUAAAUUUUAAAAAAAGGUAAUAAAACACAAAAUAGUUACUCUAGGACUAAAAUAGGGUAAAAUCACAUAAUGCAGAUUAAUAGAUUAAACUCAACUAAAAGUCAGACUAAAAAUGUAGGUAUUUAGCUUAGUUUGAAAAAUGUGAAUGGUAGAUGUCGCUCUCAGGUCUGCAGGUAGGCUGUUGAAACAGUGAUACACCAUAUGUGUUAGUUGGGUAACAAUUUAAAAGACCACCAAUUUCAGUAAAAGGGCUAGUAUAUUGUACAAGUGUCAUGUCAAAAAAAGGGUAUUAGAAAAUUGAAAAAUAAACUCUAAAGUUAUGUAUAGUAAAGUAUUUUCAUUGUUGCUUUAGGUUGUAGGGUCUUUGUCAACCCAUCUUUUUAAAGGUAUAAAUAACUAAAUAAAACUAUUAUUAUAUAGUUGAGAUUUAAUAAAUUGUUAUUAAUUUGUACGUAAACCCAUGAAAUUACAGUUUUUCUCAGUCACUUUGGUGAAUCUCUCACAUCAGUAUUAACAUUUGCACAACAGUUAGUGCAUUUCUCAAAACAAUUAGUGCAAACUGCAAAACCUUGUGGAUAACCUGCGAAAGUGCGUCAUUUGCUCAAAAUGAAUAGUUGAUUCCUCAAAAGCAAGUAUUCAAUGAAAGUCAAUACAAGUGUCUGUGUCAUCAAAAUCCUGACACCAUUAUUUAUAAACAAGACAGUCAAAUGGCUUUGCCGUGUUUUCAUUAUAACACUUUACUCUCUCUGUGUUUUCCAAUGCAAAAAAGUCAGAUCUUGGUGACACUACCUGAAAAUGCUCAAGACAGCACUAUACACUACCAGGACAGCCAUUUGAAAACUACAGUAAAGUUACACAUUACUGUAUUUAGUGAGGUAACUGAGUACAAGACGCAUUUAUGUUUCACAUAUUUACUGCAUAUGCUCUCUGCAAUUCUACAGCAUUGUGCAAAAAAAAAAAAAAAUCACAGUCACUUAUUUAGAACAAACAUAAGAAAUACCAUUUUGGUACAACUGUGAACAAAUGUGAACAAUAUAACAGUACAUAUCACAGUAAAUGAUGCUGACCUUCCAUUUUUGUGUCACAGCAUUGUAGAAAUGGUACACACUAUGUCCUGCUUGGUCUAUAUAUGCUUGCCAAGUGAGGGUUCAUGGGAUUCAGCUCUGAGUGACUGUGGACAAAGGCUUGUCAUUGGUUACAACUAAUACUUCAAACAUCUCCUCAUGUGUGCCAGCUGAGGUUCACCUGAGAGCAAUUGUUCAAUUUAGGAGACAUUUGCAGGAACAAAAAUGAUAAAGGAAUAUUUGAAAUCAGCUUGACAUAUUUUGACAACUAGUUCAACAAUUUUGUAUGUAAAGACUCAAGCAAUAAAAUGAGGACUAUUAGUUUUAUAGGAAAUGACUAUUCAGCAUUCAAAAGUAUAGUUCAUUUUGACUGACAUGACAUCAGCAAAUGAUAAUAAUAUUGUAUGAAAGUAAUUGAUACAUGUGCACAAAUGACUCAGUGUUGUGGAGGUUGAACUGAUAGUUGUGAGAGCUUUCAUUCUGAUCUGAGAAAUGCACCAAGGCGACUGAGAGAAACUGUAAUUGUAAGUUUAAAUGAUUACGGUUCAACAAUUUAAAUUUCAGAAAAUGAGCAAGGUGAGUAAAUGUAAGUCUUAAUUUGAUUCGUGCAGAUGUCUAAAGGGACAGGCAGAGCCACUGAUGACAUCCAGGAGGAGGCGAUGGCCAUCCUGGACGAGAUGGCUCACUCCCUGCAGCUCAGCACCAUUCGCUUUUUCGCCUUCACGCUCAGCAAGGUGUUCAAGACUCUGUUCAGGAGCAUCUGUGUGAAUGAGGAGGGCAUCCAGAGGGUGAGGACACACACACACACACACACAAUGAAAAACUCCAUGAAGGAGACUGGUAAAUGAAAAAAUGAAUGAUCUCUUUGUGUUUGGUGGUCUUAGCUCCAGCAGGCCAUUCAUGAGCACCCUGUGGUCCUGUUACCCAGCCAUCGAAGCUACAUGGACUUCCUGUUGAUGUCUUAUCUCUUAUACACCUACGACCUGGCUCUGCCUGUCAUUGCUGCUGGCAUGGGUUUGUACAAAAAAUGUCAUUUUUUCCAGUUUUAUUUAGUUAAAUUUAGUGGACCUGUGAAAUUGAUGGAAUAUUUUAUGCCACAGUUGUUUUCCUCUAACUGUUUGUGUAAAGAUAUUUUGUUGGAUUAAAUCAGGGGCACAAUCACUUCUCACUUUUCACGCAGCAUCAGAAUUUGCACGUUAACUUACAGUCUUCCUGUCUCUGCAGACUUCAUGGGGAUGAAGUUUGUCGGGGAGAUGCUGCGGAUGUCGGGAGCUUUCUUCAUUCGGAGAUCGUUCGGCGGGGACAAACUUUACUGGGCUGUUUUUUCAGAGUACGUCAAGACCAUGCUCAAGGUGAGGACGCUGUUUUUGACAUUAUGGGGGGAACCGCCACACCUUCUUGGCCUGUUGUGUAGGCCAUACGUCUUCUUUUACUCAGACAUGUCCUCUUUUUGGGGGGCUAUCUGGCCUUGUAAGGGGGAGUUUAUAAAAUUCUUACAAUGUCUGGGGAUUUGUAUGUAAGUUUUAAGUUUGUGUCACGUGGACUUACUGAGUUAGAGGUGUGUAAAAAACACUCGACCCGACCUGAAAAACUCAAAAUUUACUACGCGCAUCUCUGGCAUAGUCGUGUCCUCUUUUUGGGGAUUUAGAAUAUGGUCACCCAACUGUUGUGUUCUUUCACAUGAAUAAUCACUAAGAAUGAACACAAUCCAUGCAUUUCUGUUGUAUUAUUAUUUCUGUGUCUGCUACAUUUAAAAAGGUUGAUAUUUUUUUUUGUGAUAAUCCAAUUUUGUGUCUUCAGAUUGGAUUUGCACCAGUUGAAUUUUUUCUAGAGGGAACCAGAAGCAGAACAUCCAAAUCUCUGACUCCAAAAUUAGGUGAGACACAGUCAAAGUCUGUCUCAAUGUAUCCAUGUGUCAUCUGUCAAACAUCUUAAGUAUAUUAAGAUCUACUUUACAGUCUCCUCAAAGUCGAAAUCUCAACAUAAAUGUCCUCACACACUCUUAAAUAUCCGUCAGAGUUCGUUCAUUGGUGGUAUUUUCCGUCAUUCCAUCCUUGUGUCUUCCUCAGGUUUGUUGAAUAUCGUCAUGGACCCGUUUCUUAAAGGGGAGGUGUUUGAUGUGAAUUUAGUCCCUAUCAGUAUCAGCUAUGAGAGGAUCCUGGAGGAGUCUCUUUAUGCCAGAGAACUGCUUGGUGUUCCCAAACCUAAAGAGUCCACAUCGGUAAGUCGUAGAACCUCUAUCCCUGUCUUGAAAUUGUGAGUCUUAUUCGGCAACGUAGAACCAUAAACACACAGUGGGUUGAUCCUCUUUGUAUGACUGAAUCUGCCUCUCCGGCUUCUCUCCUCUCUGAAGGGUCUGUUCAAAGCCAGGAAGGUCCUCAGUGAAGAUUACGGCAGUAUCCACGUGUACUUCGGUCAGCCUGUGUCUGUCAGGAGUUUAGCUCAGGGGAAAGUGAACCGCUGCCAGUUCAGCCUGGUGCCCAGGUACGCUACAGCAACACUUCAUGUCAUCUACAAUUUAUAAUUUGACCUUCAGCCGCUAAAAGCUCUUGAUAUUUUCCAGACAUAUCCCUAAGAGGCCCAGCGAGGAGAUCCACAGCUUUGUGAACGACUCGGCCUACAAACUGGUGCGGGCGCAGGAGGAGAACAUGGUCCUGAAGCCGUGGGUCCUACUGGUCUCUCUGCUGCUCCAGAACCACCACCAGAAUCAGGGGUCAGCAGAUGCAGGGCAGAGGAAGGGGGUGGCGCUGGAUGAGCUGACUGCACAGGCUCUGUGGCUCAGAGACCUUUCCCGGGAGUACGGAGCCUUCCUGCACUGGCCUGGUACUGCAUGAACCCAGUACUCCUACAAUACUGACAAUUGACACGUAAACCCUGCAUGAAUAACUCUCCUCAUUUGUUCCUCUCUCUCUCUCAGACCACACGCCUCCUUCAGAGGUGGUUUCCUCCAGUCUGUCUCUACAUCAAGGUCUGGUGAGGAUCUGUGAGGGAAGAGUUCACCUGGCUGUGGAGCAAGGUCAGGAUUUGUUGUUGUUUUAUUUAUGUGUUUCGUAUCUUGAUUUCUUCUCUUAUUUUAUAAGGACAGUCCUACACAUUUCCAGUGAUCGUGUGUUAUCAUGUAGCUGAGUCACCAAACCCAAAGUCUGAGUCGAGUGGAAUAGAACAGCCAAAUAAAAGCAGAGGGACACUUUUUAUCAAUCACUAAAGUCAUCACUGCUCAAGUCUAUUUACAAGUCUGGAAAAUUAGGACUUGAAGUCAAACUUUUCUCCUGAUUUUCUCUAAACACUAAUGUAACAUAGUCCCAUAAAACACUUAUUUAGUGUGCAGUGACUGAUUAUUUUCAGUAUUCUAUUUUGUGAAUGGUCCCAGAACAUUGUGGCUUUUUAAAAGAAAGGCUUCACUGAAGAGGUAUCGACCUAGAAACGCCACAAACUCAACAAGAUCUUUGAAUCAACCAAAAAAAUGUCCCAUCCUUGCCCAAACCAGAUUAUUUUCCCUCCAGGUCCCUUUGAGGGCUCUGUGGUUGUGUCUGCAGUUGAGGAAAUCUUAAAAGAUGAAGUUUUUAUCCAUCCUUUGUCCGUAAAUGUUGUCUUACAGCAGCAGCAGGCGUUGGCCAGCCUCAGGGCACCGUCACUCCAGAGGAGGAGCUCCUGAGCCAGGCAGUGGUCAUCUUGUCCUGUGUCUCCUACAGAAACCAGGCGUUGCACGUCUUCCUUAGACCGGCUCUGCUGGCCUCAGCCAUCCACACGGCCUCCUCCAACAACAAGCGUAAGAACCGUACUUCUGUUUACCUUCUUGACAUGCAUUACUUCCUCCUGAUUCAACCACACAGGCCCUAAGUACGAGAAGACCACAAAAUUUAUAGUCGUUUUAUUACAGUUUUACACAAGUGUGCCAUAAAAGCUGCUUAGUCUUCAAGCAUUAAAGCAAGUGUCUGUUUCUUCUCCCGCAUGCUAAUGAUUGUGUGUUUUCCAGAGGAGGUCUUCAACAGCUUCAGCUUCCUCAGAAACAUGUUCUCCAACGAGUUCAUCCUCUGUCCUGGAGCUACAGUGCAGGUGAGGAGCAAUGUUUCUGCACCCUGGUGUCUGUAAAUACAGCCAGACUCACCUGUAGUUCCUACAUUUAGACAUCCAGUCAAAGUUUUAUCUUCCACUCAUGAUUUGUAGGACUUUGAGGAGGCCUGUUACCUGCUGAUGAAGACCGGAGCCCUGCAGGUCACCCAGCAGGAGGUUCUGGUGACAGAGAGUGGACACAGGACCGUGGCCUUCCUCACCAACAUGUUAGAUCCAUUUUUACAGGGAUACCAGGUGAUUAUCAGACUUUCAUAAACAGUAUUUCAAUCAUAUGUGACUUUGAUCCACCUUGAGUUUGACCUAAGAGAUGUUUCGACAUGCGUACCUUUUCUGUGUGUGAUCUCAGGUGGUGUGCAGGUUCCUGUGUGAGGAGGCGACUGACUCUCUGACUGAAAAACUGUUCAUUCCUGCUGUGCGGAAAUUCAUCAUCAAACUUCUUCUCGAAGGUUUCUCCUUUAAUUUAAAGAAGUUUCAUCAGUCAGAUGUAGGGCUGGGCGAUAAAACGAAAAUGUACAGAUACCGAAAUUUAUGACAAUUUACGUCGUCAUUUUGCCCAUAUCGGUAUAUUCAGUGUCAAAAAAAUAAAUAAAUCAAAGUUGGUGUUGGAUGUGUGUUGGUAGGCUAUGGUUUCAUGUCCCUUAAAGACGCUGUCCUACGUCAGAGACAUGACUCCACCCCAUCCAGUCCGUAACAAAGAGGGAAAGACAGGUGUGGAGAUGGAGGGCUGUUCAAAAGUUGUAGCGGCUGAAGUAGACAAAGUUAAUGUGGGAGAGGGUGAGGAGCUUGUGGAGUAGUAAUCGUCCAUUUAUCGUUACCGAGGUGAACUGCUCAAUAUAUUGUGAUAUUGAUUUGAGGCCAUAUCGCCCAGCCCUUGUCAAAUAACUUAUUACCAUGUUUCACCUUUGAUAGGAUGUGCUAAAUGUGAUUUUGUGUUUAUCAGGGAGACUAAGAUACGCUGAGGUGUUGUCCUCCGACCUGCAGAAGAAUGUUCUGGCAGCUUUGCUCAGACUUGGAGCUGUACAGAAAGUUAAAGGGUAUGUUUGUUUUGAUCAUCUGUGUGUGCCUGUUUGGUGGAUAGAUAAACAGUAUUAACUCCACUCACGGCAGAAGACGUCAAAAGUGGAACUUUUUUUAUUUAUUUAUCUAUUUAUUUUUCUGUAAAUAAUUAAACACUUCAAUUCCUGGUCCUCAGAGCGGCGCCAGGGACUCUCAAGAUCAACACUGUGAUGGUGAACUCACUGGAGGACACUCUGGGUGAGAAACGAGCUCUCAGUGAAAAGCAGAAACCAAUUUUGGGCUUUUCAGGCCUUUUUAAAUAAAUCACAAAUGUGUUUUUUUUUUUGUUUGUUUGUUUAGGAGGAAAACUGCCCACUCAGAAAACCGUCUCAGCUCGCCUCUAAACCAGCGACCUCACCUGGCGACUGACGGUUUUUACCUUCAAUGGCGUAACAUUAAUGAAAUUCUUUCUAGGAGAGGUUAAACCUCAGAGUUUUCUUGUCCUCUCUUAUGACUCCUCUGAAAACCUUUUUUACUCAUUGAUAAAACAGACAAGGAGUUGGCCUUUUGGAAGCUUCAUUUUGCAAAGCUUUCUGAGUAACCGACCUUUUGCUACGAGCGUCUCUGUGUGAAAGCUUCUGAAUGUGCUGACUCUACUUAAGAGGCGUCUAUUCUGCAUUAAUGCGUUUGAUAUGUAUCCUCUAACACUCAGCGGGCUUUUCUUUGUGCCGUUUCUCUCUCUGCUUUUCCUCUCCGCUUCGGUCUGUCUCUCAGGUCUCAUCUGGAUUUUGUUUGAGCACUUUAAUCUAUUUAUUCAUGCGGUGUGGACCUAACUCUUUUCACCGACUGUUUUCUCAGUUUUUUCGUGUUGCUACAUUUGUCAGGUAAGAGGAAUUUGUUGGUUACAUAUUUUUUUCUUUUGGUGAAACGGUUUUCUGUUGCAUUGUACGAACAAAAGAGUUUGUAUAUUUGAGUUGGAUUUGCCACAAAGCCAAUAUCUACUUGAAGAAAAGCUUGCUCGAGUUUGAUUUAAUCCACUGCUGUUCAAGCUUUCAAAAGGAAAAAAAACACUUCAUUUGUCAUUUGUUUACACAGAGGGGAAAAACUCUGGAAAAAAUCGCCAACAUGAAACUGCAGUUUUUCACGCCAAAGAUACAAGUCCGUUUAAAGUAAAUCUUAUUUUUCUGCUGUUUUUUAAGUCUUGAAUAGUUGUCGAAGUUGCUUCAAAAGUUGCUGAUAUAACCAGGAUCUCAAAGAAAGGAAUCAGAGGGUAGAAAAAUAGGAAAAGAGGUGCAGAUUCUGUUACCGAACGGUCACAAAUAUUAAAAGGAAAACAGGUCAGCUUUAAAAAUACCUGCAACUUUAUCACUCAGGAUUACUCACUCUGAGGAGUGUGGGAUAUGUUCGAUAUUCUCUGUUAGAUUAGUGCCCUCAACCUUUAUUUCAAAGCUAUUUAUUUGGUAUUUAAUGGACAGUGUUGUCAUGGUAACCUUUGUAAUCACAGUCCAGUGUUGUCAGCAGGUUGCUGUUCGCAGGAUAAACUCCCAUUAGUGACACUUAAACUUAUGUUUCUUAUUUUGGCUUUUAAGAGUUAAACACCUACUAAUUUAACAUUAACAUUUUGGGAAAAUAUAACUUUUGUCUAAAGAUUUUUUUUUUUACUUGCCCAAAAGCUAAUAAUUAAAAUAAAGGAAAAAGUUGCCAAUAUUUGUGAAAUCUAUGUUGCAGUGAAACCAGUCACUGGAGCUGCAUGCUUUUACAUUUAAUUGGCCAAAAAUCCCUGAAAUAGUUUAAAAAUCCAGGAAACACACUGUCAGUGUUUGUGAGCCAAAUUUUUCACUCCACUUGAAUUUCUGGGAGCUCAAACUCUCGUUCUCACUGAGGUUAACUCGUCUCACACUGUAGCACCUUUGUAAAACAACAACCUGCCAACAGCACACCUCAUCCAAAGUGAGCGUAUUGGUGCAUUAAAUUUUUUUGUUCAGCUUUUAUGAUGUGAUGUCUGAAUAAGUGUCUCUUUCGCAUCUUUGUAAGUGUGUGUGCGUUCCUACACGUGUGUUUGUUGAGGCCUUUUCAUGCCUAAUGUACAGGCUGAUGAAAUAUAAAAGCAUGUUAAUAAAGUGUUUGGUUAUAUAAAGGUU
Xyrichtys novacula (pearly razorfish) is the source of this 10084-nucleotide messenger RNA. The record is from the annotation of a GenBank genome assembly. NCBI's taxonomy places the organism in Eukaryota, Metazoa, Chordata, Actinopteri, Labriformes, Labridae.